Molecule: messenger RNA, 1494 nt
Organism: Momordica charantia (bitter melon)
Lineage: Eukaryota; Viridiplantae; Streptophyta; Magnoliopsida; Cucurbitales; Cucurbitaceae
Gene: MIND
Product: septum site-determining protein (MIND)
Biological process (GO): negative regulation of cell division
Cellular component (GO): cytosol; cytoplasmic side of plasma membrane
Molecular function (GO): ATP hydrolysis activity; ATP binding
Source: RefSeq, a predicted model, not a curated record
CCCAAAUUAUCUCCAAAAUAUCUCUCAUCCUUCUCGCAGAGCAAAAGUCAGAGUCACAGUCGCAGGUUCUCUUCCACUGUCUCAAAGGAAGCAAUUUCCUUCAUAUUUGCCCUAAUUUUUACUCUCCAUUUUCGUCUCUCGCUCUCUUCUGUGAGGGCAAUGCUAAUCCUUCAACUCCUCCCCAAAAUUCCCAAUCCAUUCUUCCACCCAUCCAUCGAUUUCAAUCCUUUUCACUCCAAAACCCUAAGAUCCCCAAUUCCCACCCCUAAAACCUUCUCCAAAUCCUACUCUUCUACCGCCGUCAAAUCCGUCCUUCAAUGGAAUCGGAAGCCCGAGCUCGCCGGUGACACUCCCCGCGUCGUCGUCAUCACCUCCGGCAAAGGCGGCGUCGGCAAGACCACCACCACCGCUAAUGUUGGCAUUUCCUUGGCGCGCCUCGGCUUCUCCGUCGUCGCCAUUGAUGCGGACGUCGGCCUCCGCAAUCUCGACCUCCUUCUAGGCCUUGAGAAUCGUGUCAAUUACACGGUUGUGGAGGUUCUUAAUGGGGAUUGCCGGCUAGACCAGGCUCUGGUGAGGGAUAAGAGAUGGUCCAACUUCGAAUUGCUUUGUAUUUCCAAGCCGAGAUCCAAGUUGCCGAUUGGUUUUGGUGGGAAAGCCUUGGUUUGGCUUGUGGAUGCGCUGAAAGCUAGGCAAGAAGGUUGCCCGGAUUUCAUUAUCAUCGACUGUCCUGCUGGAAUUGACGCCGGAUUCAUUACUGCCAUUACGCCGGCCAAUGAGGCGAUUCUUGUAACUACACCGGAUAUCACGAGCUUGAGAGACGCCGACAGGGUGACUGGAUUGCUGGAAUGCGACGGAAUUCGGGACAUAAAGAUGAUGGUGAAUCGGGUUAGAACAGAUAUGAUCAAAGGGGAGGAUAUGAUGUCUGUGCUAGACGUACAAGAGAUGUUGGGAUUGGCUUUAUUGGGUGUAAUUCCUGAGGAUUCGGAGGUAAUUCGCAGCACAAACAGGGGGUACCCUCUGGUCUUGAACAAGCCACCUACAUUGGCGGGUUUGGCCUUUGAGCAGGCGGCUUGGAGGCUUGUGGAACAGGACAGUAUGACUGCAGUGAUGGUCGAGGAGGAGCCAAAGAAACGCGGCUUUUUCUCAUUCUUUGGAGGCUAAGAGAUCAAAUUCUCUGCAGAGAAAGGUUCUCUAUAUCUGCUCUGAUCUUAAGGGGCAAUGUAUAAAUUGGAGUAGAGGGAUUUUGGUAGUGUUAGAGGAGCUGCUGCGACUGCUACUAUUUGUUCAAGAGGAGAUCCUAUGGUAUAAACUCUUUUGAACUGCAGAUGGGGGAGAUGAUGCAAAUAGGGAAGUUUGUUAGAUUUUUAGAGUUCAAGUGAGCCUGCCAAUGCUUUUGCUCAAUUAAUACGCACAUCAAAGUUCUUGGCUGAAACUUGUUCUGAUUCAGGACAUUGCACAUGCUAUGCUAUAAUUUUGACAUAUUCUCUUUGGUUC